Molecule: messenger RNA, 2112 nt
Organism: Mytilinidion resinicola
Lineage: Eukaryota; Fungi; Ascomycota; Dothideomycetes; Mytilinidiales; Mytilinidiaceae
Product: major facilitator superfamily transporter
Exons: 10
Coding region: 12-1757 (581 amino acids)
Biological process (GO): basic amino acid transport; transmembrane transport
Cellular component (GO): fungal-type vacuole membrane
Molecular function (GO): basic amino acid transmembrane transporter activity
Source: RefSeq, a predicted model, not a curated record
CUUGAUUCAUAAUGCCGCGUGAUAGCAUAGCCGGAGGAGCCAGCGAGCGAAGUCCAUUGUUGGUUCAUCAGCAGUUUUCUUCGCCUGAAUCCAGUCAAAGCGCUUCAGCCUCAAGUACGUCGAGCAGCGAGUCCGGCGACAAUAAAUCCAUUCGGAGCUUUUCAAAGCCCCCAACAGAUGAAGAGUCGCGUGCUGCCAAUGGCACUAUUGACAGCCAGCUCCAGCAAGCAAGCACAGCGGCUGUUGCUCGAAUAAUUGUAGUCUUACUCAUCGGAGUCUUCAUAUCCAACGCAGAUGGAUCGCUAGUGCUGGCUACACAUCCACUUAUUGCAUCCGAGUUCAAUGACCUCUCCGCUUCGAGUUGGCUGUUUACCAGCUUUGCCCUGGCUGGCGCCGCAACACAGUCUCUUUAUGGAAAACUAAGCGACAUUUAUGGCCGGAAGGCCUUGGUUUUGGUUGCGUAUGGCCUGUUUGCAUUUGGCCUUGUUGUUGUUGGUCUCGGGACCAGCAUGUGGCAGGUAAUCCUCGGCCGUGUCAUAUCGGGAGCCGGAGGAGCUGGGAUGACUGUUCUGGUUUCAAUUCUUAUCACAGAUCUAGUGCCGCUCCGACAAGUCGCAUCCUGGCGAUCCUACGUAAACGUUGUCGCGACCACUGGACGCAGUAUCGGAGGCCCCCUCGGUGGCUGGCUUGCAGACACGAUUGGCUGGAGAUGGUCCUUCUUUGGCCAAGCUCCGCUAAUAGUGCUUGCAAUGAUACUCUGCUGGGUAGUGCUUCCCAGCCACAAUCCGAAGCGUGACCCAAAAGAACCUCUGAACUCCGCAAAAGGUGGUAGUCGUUUCGCUCGAAUCGACUUUCUCGGUGCAGCUUUAAUGGCUGCCAUGAUUCUAUCCUUUCUCCUGCCAAUCGAGAUAGGAGGAGUCAAAGUACCAUGGAAACACCCGCUGAUCCCCGGUUUAUUCGGCCUAGGAAUCGUAUUAGCGGUCUUGUUCGUCAUGACCGAAGCGUGGUGGGCGAAAGAACCUGUCCUUCCUCUGCAGCUUUUGAGGCAGAGAGACGCCGUUGCAUCGUACCUAAUCAUGGCGUUUCAAACUGCAGCACAGUUGGGCAUGAUGUUUUCAGUCCCUCUUUACUUUCAGAUCACUUCCAAAGCAUCCAACACCAUGGCCGGCGCGCAUCUAGCCCCCGCCGUUGUCGGUAACGCUCUUGGCGGCAUCGCAUCAGGUCUUCUAAUAAGACGAUUUGGCCGUUACAAAGCGAUCGUUGUCCUCGCCGCCGUCUUUUCCUCGCUCAGCUACUCCCUGCUGAUUGUACGCUGGCGCGGCCACACAAAUUGGUGGGAGUCGCUUUACAUCAUCCCCGGCGGCUUCGGCCAAGGUCUCGCGCAGUCCGCCCUCUUCAUCAGCCUCCAGGCUGCUAUCGACCCCGCCCAUACUGCUGUCGCAACGUCGGCACUGUAUCUCACUGGUACGAUUGGCAUGAUCAUGGGUCUUGCGGGCGUCAGCGCGACGAUGCAGGAAACGCUGAGGAGGGGGCUAGAUAGGAGGUUGCUUAGUCUCGGAUUUGGGCAUAUUAAGAGGGGGAAGAUCAUCCAUAAGGCGGUUUCGGAUAUCGGGUAUGUGCAGAAUGCGACUGGGGCUGUGGGAGAAGCGGUUCUCGGGGCUUAUAUAGAAGGGAUCGAGUAUACGCAUGUGGUUUCUUUGGGUUGCUCAUUGCUUGCUUUCGUUGGCUCGCUUGUUUUGCAGGAGCACAAGUUAUAAAGGUGCAACAUAUGAGCUGACAGAAAUCAAAAGAACUUAGACACCUAGACAAUCAAAAAGCGUUUACUUCCAGUGCUCUUGGCAAUAACAAGUAGGAGUUGAAUCCCAUCGACCCUUUCGCUUUCGGCUUACUAACUAGUCCCAUCACGUGCUUCCCAUUCCGCAUCUAUGGUCUAUAGAACCCCCCUCCUUUCCCAUCUCUCUCUCCCUUUCCCCCUCCUCACUUCAAACCGCAUGCUCCCCAUUAUUCGUCCACGAAACCUUCACUUUCUUAGUCAAGCUUCUUGCUUAAUAUGACUGCAUGCUUUUCAGUUUCCAUCCAGGCGCAAGAUGUCUCCCUCUAUUCUUUCCGUAG